Anarrhichthys ocellatus (wolf-eel) is the source of this 957-nucleotide messenger RNA. RefSeq names its product PEX5-related protein-like. The record is from RefSeq and is a predicted model, not a curated record. The transcript has 6 exons. NCBI's taxonomy places the organism in Eukaryota, Metazoa, Chordata, Actinopteri, Perciformes, Anarhichadidae. The annotation marks the transcript as partial.
CUGGUCCGGGAGCAGCAGGAGAGUCGACCCCUGCUGAGUCCCUCCAUCGAUGACUUCCUGUCAGAGAGCCGGAGCGACGCCCCCUCCACUCGACCGCUCACAUCCAACACAGCAGCAGUUCUGUCCACAGCUCUGGACCUCGUGGACCUCAGUGAGCCGGCAGACAGCACCGGGGGCAGUAAUGGUGGUGUUAGUGGUGUUAGUGGUAGCAGCAGUAACAAGGACCAGAGGAGGAGUCCUCUGAGGAGGAAGGGCAGCUCCAGGAGCCCUCGGCGCCGGACAAGACCGGAUGAGACGGAGCUGAUCCAGGUGGAGGUGGAACACCUGCCCGCCAGCCCCAGAACACCUGAGAGGGUCUCCCUGGACUCAGUCAGUCUGUCGUCUCCUCUGGACAAAUGGGACGAGGUGAACCUGGACGUGGAGGACGGAGGACUCAGGAGGAGACACGAGAAGAGAUGCACCUCCCAGCACUCCUCCAGUGAACUGCUGUGGUCUGCAGAGUUUAAAACGGAUCCUCGAACAAAGAACUACUUUGACAUCCACAGCUUCGAUGACCUGGACUUCACGUCUUCACCACAGGACUGUGCUGCUUCCAGACAGCACAGACGGACUCGUUCCCUUCUGACCAGAAACGAGUCUCUUGAGGACGAGUUUGUCAGAGCAAAAGCUGCUGUGGAGGUAAAAUACACAUAGUGACAAAAUGUCCUUUCUUUGAGAACAUAAUUCUCUCUACAAAAGUCAUAAAUCUGUAGAACAUGUCCAGCUUUGUCCUUUAAAGCUGCAGCAGCUCUCACUGUUAAAUAUCAGAUAUCAGCUGAUCUUCAGAAACCUGAUCUCAGGUCUGUUCUUAUCGUCAUCUGAGAACUCUGACUCAGCAAACAUUCAGAUAGAUGAGGCUGCACUCAGACCAGCAGACUCAGGGUCAGUUUUCAUAUCCGACACUGAAGAAAUAUAUAC